Molecule: messenger RNA, 969 nt
Organism: Rasamsonia emersonii CBS 393.64
Lineage: Eukaryota; Fungi; Ascomycota; Eurotiomycetes; Eurotiales; Trichocomaceae
Product: Mitochondrial folate carrier protein Flx1
Exons: 3
Coding region: 1-969 (322 amino acids)
Biological process (GO): nucleotide transport; folate import into mitochondrion
Cellular component (GO): mitochondrion
Molecular function (GO): FAD transmembrane transporter activity; folic acid transmembrane transporter activity
Source: RefSeq, a predicted model, not a curated record
AUGACUGACAAGAAUGUCCCUUCGACAUCUUUGGUUGAGACCGUAGCCGGGUUCACGGCAGGGGUCAUUUCAACCCUCUGUCUGCAUCCGCUUGAUCUAAUCAAGACUCGCCUGCAAGUUGAUCGAGUUUCCCCGUCUCGGUUGGGCAGUUCGUUUCGGGUGAUUCGAGAAAUAUAUCGAACUGAAGGUGGAAUUACUGCUUUCUACCGGGGUUUGACCCCGAAUCUUGUGGGCAACUCGACUAGCUGGGCGGUGUACUUCCUAUUUUAUGGCAAGAUUAAAGACACAAUACGAAAUACACGGACAUUCGACAAGGAUGGGCUAGGCGCAUCGGAAUACUUCCUGGCCUCAGGGGCGGCUGUGACUGAAAUGUUGGGCUCCACAGGCCUCCUUACGGCUAUCCUUACAAAUCCAAUAUGGGUUAUCAAGACUCGCAUGCUAUCUACGGGCUCUCGCACACCUGGUGCAUACCCUUCCUUUGUAUCUGGAGCCCGGCAAAUCUUGACAUCGGAAGGCGUGGCUGGCUUCUACCGCGGUCUUGUACCCGCUCUAUUCGGCGUCAGCCAUGGUGCCUUCCAAUUCAUGGCUUAUGAGCAAUUAAAGGCGUACCGAUCUAAAUCAACCUGGGCAAGGAACGCCCCGGCAUCAGCCACACCGGGGGGAGGAGCAGAUCGUGAACUUGGCAACCUAGAUCUUCUCAUCAUAUCCAGUCUUUCGAAGGUUUUCGCUGGUUGUAUCACCUACCCGUAUCAGGUCUUAAGGACUCGACUUCAGGCGUAUGAUGCGGCCCUUGUGUAUCGAGGAGUGUGGGAUGCAACACGGAAGAUUUGGCACAACGAAGGUGUAGGUGGCUUUUACAAAGGUCUGGGACCAAAUCUCCUCAGAGUCCUUCCCAACACGUGGGUCACGUUCCUUGUAUAUGAGAAUACAAGGAGGUAUUUACCCAAGCUGAGUGUCGGCGAUGGUUAG